Drechmeria coniospora is the source of this 1089-nucleotide messenger RNA. RefSeq lists its product as uncharacterized. Bases 1 to 1089 code for a protein of 362 amino acids. NCBI's taxonomy places the organism in Eukaryota, Fungi, Ascomycota, Sordariomycetes, Hypocreales, Ophiocordycipitaceae. The transcript has a single exon. The record is from RefSeq and is a predicted model, not a curated record.
AUGGCAGGUAGCAGGAACCUGGCGGUGAAACCGAAAAACUCCAUCGACAGACUCAUCGUCGACAAGCUCGAGGCGAUUUGGAAGGAUAAAGGAAAGAAUUGGACGGGUAAAAUGCAAGAUGAAUAUCGUCGACUGGCCAUGCUGGCGACGGUGAGCAUCCACAAACACACGCCUCGCAAGCACCGCAUCUCCCGUCCGAUGAUGAAGGGAGAGCGUCCACCGUCAGCUGCUGAAUACGUGAUUAUGGAAGUCAUGUUUGGACAAUCGGCAUUCCAGGAACAGGCUUGGUGGGAACAUUUUAGGCGCCUGCACAAAGACGUAGCGGAUUUCUCGCAUGGACCGGUGGUGCCGGCGAAUGCGAAGCAGCUGUUGCAGAAAGAGGGAAAACGCCAUGGGAUCAAGGCCGAGGAGGCUACGCGGGUUUCGGGCCCGCAGAUGGCAGCGAAUGCUGCAAAGGUGAAUCGGUCGUUGCUUGGUGAAACGCAAGCGGUCAUCGACGUCAAGACGGUUCCGAUGGAGGCGCAAGGCAGCAAGAUGGCCACGGCGGACUCUACAAGGCUGCCCCCUCUCAUCGGCUCUGGCCAUGGACGUGGCAAGGGAACAGCGUUGGCCGACGUUCGGAGCCGUCGGGCCAUUCCAACAACCGCCCUCUCGGGCUGUUUCAUGGAAGAAGGCAUCGAUGCGGCCGACCAGGCGAUGGGAGGGUCUGCAGACAACUGCGAAAGGCCAAGCUCUGGCUUCGACGCGUUUCGUACGAGCCAGUGCACCGACGAAACGCAGGGUGAGGAUGGCUUGUGGGAGCUGCUGUCCAAAGCGGCGGUCAAAGAAGCCGGUUCGGGAGCGGGUUGCUUGACAAGACUGGCAGAGUGUGAGGCGGCAUUAGCAUCCCAUGAAAGCCGAGCGGAAGAGCUGGCGGUGCGGGUGGGAUGGCUGGAAGAGAAGAUGGACGCGUCCGAAAGAGCUCUGGCGGAGGAAGUUGGCCACUGGCACAAGAAGGACCAGGAGCAGGCAGCGAAGAUGAAGCGCAUGGAAGAACGGCUGCGGAUGGUCGGCGAGCUUCUCGCAGAGCAGCUCAAGGGUGGCUGCUGA